Planococcus citri (citrus mealybug) is the source of this 2039-nucleotide messenger RNA. RefSeq names its product peptidyl-alpha-hydroxyglycine alpha-amidating lyase 1-like. Bases 296 to 1837 code for a protein of 513 amino acids. Lineage: Eukaryota; Metazoa; Arthropoda; Insecta; Hemiptera; Pseudococcidae. The record is from RefSeq and is a predicted model, not a curated record. Gene Ontology annotation, cellular component: membrane; extracellular region. Gene Ontology annotation, molecular function: catalytic activity; protein binding. The transcript is spliced from 9 exons. Gene Ontology annotation, biological process: peptide metabolic process.
GGAUUAUGUACAAAUUUUACAAACAAAUUUUUUUCUAUUUACGUUGAACUCGAAAUUUUGCCUUCUGGCUUCAAUUUCGUUAAUUUGUUUGCUCCCAUUGCUCUACAAACAACGAAAAAAGCUGGCAAAAUGUUCUAUUAAUUGAUGUAAUCAUACCAUAAAUUAUUCAUACGAUAUAACAGUCGUAAAAAUGUAGUGACAAUGUAAUAUUUUUUAGUUAUGAUACCACAAUACCAGAUAUCUUAGUGUUACCUCUGAUUUCUCAUAAAUUCUUUUAGUCAAUUUUUUCUUUAACAUGAAAGUUUUGCUCAUGUUUUCAAUCAUACUUGUUUUAUUCGGAGAGUUAUUGGUUUUAAGCUUGGCUGUUUCUGUGCGUAAAAAUGGACCAGUUUAUGGUAAAUCUGGUAGUGCUGAAUACCCUGAUGAUCAUAAAAGAGAUUUGACCAAUACUGAUGAAACAGCUGACAUGAGAAUAACACAAGUAGACAAUUGGCCAGACAAGAACAUCAAACUUGGUCAAGUAUCCAGUGUAUCCAUAGACAACCGUGGAAAUAUUUACGUAUUCCAUCGAGGUGACAGAACGUGGAAUAUCGAAACGUUCUAUUACAACAAUACCUACAAAAAUCGCGAUCUAGGUCCAAUUUCUUUACCUACUAUUGCUGUGAUUCACCCACAAACUGGUGCUUUGCUGUACGAAUGGGGUAAAAAUAUAUUUUACUUACCUCACGGCAUUACUGUUGAUAAUGACAAUAACGUGUGGGUUACCGAUGUCGCCCUUCAUCAAGUAAUGAAAUUUCCUCCAAUCUAUCCCAAAAACAAUAACACCAAACCAAGCCUCGUCUUAGGAACGCCAUUUAUCCUCGGUAACAACGAAACAAUGUUUUGCAAACCUACAGCUGUCGCUGUUCUGUCCAAUGGUGAUUUUUUUGUAUCUGAUGGGUAUUGUAAUUCGAGAAUUUUAAAAUACGAUGCAAAUGGAACUUAUCUCACGUCCUGGGGACGUUCGACCUUAACAGCUGGUAUUGGUAUUUUUUUACCUACAUUUUCAGAUCCUGUAACCGUGCCAGCUUAUCAUUUUAAUAUACCCCAUGACUUGACUUUAUUGGAGGAUAGAAAUGAAUUAUGUGUAUCCGAUCGAGAGAACGGACGCAUUUUAUGUUACACUACGAAUAAUGGCAGCUUCGUCAGUGAAAUUAAUUUAAAAAGUGAAGUUGGCAAUAAAGUGUAUGCAGCUAGUUACGCUCCAGUUGCUGGUGGUUUAUUUUUUGUCGUAAACACUGCUGGUGACAAUGGCCCUGGUAUAUCUCAUGGUUCAGUAGUGAGCGCUUUCUCGGAACAUUUUGUCAAAUCGUUCCAGCCUUUAAAUACAACUUUCCGAACACCUCACGAUAUCAUGGUUUCUAAAAAUGCCACAUCAGUGUACGUCGCUGAAUUAACACCAAAUAGAAUAUGGAAAUUUAAAAUAAGUGGUUUAAAUAGCAAUCCUUCUGACGCAAUUUCAAAAUCAAACGAUGACGAAUUACCAUACCUGACGCAAGGUAACAAACUUAUCGCGGAUGGUAAAUCAUCGGGGACCCUAGUAAUGGCUAUGAUUAUAACAGCGGCUGUUCUUUGUUUUGGAGCUGCAUUGUUAAUAGCAGCGUUGAUAUAUUCGCGAGCCAGAACGCAUGGUUGUUCAGGCCAAUGUAAGAAUCCAAAAUGGCUAGUUGGCCGGUCAUCAGUUGAAGGUUUCAAAUUGGGUAAUUUUCUCGGCCAACAACAUCAGGGUUUUAUCAAACUGAAUAACUUUGAAGAAAGUGAUGAAGACGAAUCGAAUGCCAGUCCCACUUUCGCGUGAAACUGGUCGGUUACAGUACCUAUUAUUUUUUUCAAUAUUAUUGGUACUAAUGAGCGGUAAAUUGAAGUGGAACUUGUGGCAGUUCAUGAUGUAGCAUAAGUAUUGGUGGUAAUGAAUGUAAGUUUUUAUUCGGUCUUUUGAGAAUUAGACUGCGCUGUACUAAAAUGAAAAGAAUAAACGAUUUUUUGGCGUUUUGAUUGUA